AAAACUUCCCCUUUGUCUGUCUAUUGUUCUCCGAGAGAAGCAGAGACAGGGCUGGAACUAUGCUGUAAGAAGCUUGGGGCCAGGUAUGAAAAAUCAUCUGAAUCAUACCUAGAAACUACUCACUUGAAACCCCCAGAUAUGAAAAGAUGUUUUCCAGAGACUACUGACCCCAGACUUCCCAAAGACCUGCUUCAGCAGAGCCCUGAUAUUUUGUAUUAGAAACACCAGGAGAUUAAAGAGGACUGGCUAUUAAAAAUCUGACCUGGAAUGGCCAGUCAACAAGCAGAAGUUCAGAGUUUGAAACUAGAUAAUGAUUCGGUUAUAGAAGGAAUAAGUGACCAGGUACUGGUGGCUGUUGUGCUCAGUUUCACUUUCAUUGCUGCUCUGGUGUAUAUGCUCUUAAGAAAUGAGCACCAGAACAUUCAUCCAGACAACCAAGAGCUAGUGAGGGCACUUCGGCAGCAGCUUCAAACAGACCAGGAUGCAUCUGCUGGUGAUAGACAUCGUUUCUAUACUGACAUGUCCUGUCCAGUCUGUUUACAGCAGGCUACGUUUCCCAUUGAAACAAACUGUGGACAUCUUUUCUGUGGUGCCUGCAUUAUUGCAUACUGGAGGUAUGGCUCAUGGCUGGGUGCCAUCCGUUGCCCAAUCUGCAGACAAACGGUAACAUUGUUUUUACCACUCUUCGGUGAAGAUCAGCAGGAUGCAGCACAAGUGCUUCGAGAUGUUAACGAUUACAACCGGAGAUUCUCAGGACAGCCCAGAUCUAUUAUGGAAAGAAUUAUGGAUUUACCCACUUUACUACGGCAUGCUUUCAGGGAGAUGUUUACUGUAGGGGGCCUUUUCUGGAUGUUCCGUAUCAGAAUAUUCCUCUGCCUGCUAGGAGCUCUGCUCUAUCUGGCUUCACCUCUGGAUUUUCUUCCUGAAGCCCUCUUCGGAAUUCUGGGAUUUUUAGAUGAUUUCUUUGUCAUCUUUCUGUUGCUAAUAUACAUCUCUAUCAUGUACCGAGAAGUGAUAACGCAGAGACUGAAUAGAUGAGUGGAAACAAUCAUGACACAGAUGUUUGUGUGGAAAGCUGAACAAAGGGACCCAUGACACAGUAUGACGUAGUAAAGCACCUGUAUAAACUUUCAGUUUUUGCAAUUAAAUAGCUUGUAGUCAAUUAUUUUAUGCAAAUGUGAGGGGUUAAAAUGUGGUGAUGCUUAACUGGAAUCUUUAAUUUGUGUGUUACAUACGCUUAAAUAUUGAAGAGGUUAGAUUUAUGAUGUAAUAAAUUACCUACAUCUGCUUACACCCAAUGAGCAAUUGUAUGUAAUGCAAGAUAAUGCUAGUUAUAAAACACCUCUUCGUGUGUAGUUUGUGAAAGGGAAGUUCUAUUUAAGUGAUGUCAGGACUUCAAACAAAAAAGAAUUCAGAUUAGCUUGACGCAUUAAGACACUUCAAUAUUUAGUUUAUCAAAUUGCAUAAUUCUCACUGUGGUGGGUCAAAGUAUUUUUAAGUAACAAUCGUUUUUCAUAUCCUUCUAUGCAAGAAGAAACCCCCAAAGACAGCAUUACAGUUGACAUAAUGAAUUUGACUGCUGGACACAGUUCAUAUUGCACAAAUAGAGGAAAAAACACUUCAGUAUUGCUUUAACUGCACUAUGUAUAAUGAUAUGUAUUUCCAAUGAUUUUACUUUUCAGUUUUGGGGAAAAAAGGCUUUCUAUUAGGGUCAAGAUGAAGAAACCAGGAAUAGUCAACACUUUGGUGACCGGCACUGAGUAAUAUUUUUUUACAUAGGUUUUGUGUACAUUAGCAGUAUUUGAACGUCGGGUAAGUUGCACUGUUGUAAGCCCUACUUUAUAUACCCGUGCAACACAUUUAAAUGGGGGGUUUGCAUCAGGGCAGCUACAUCAAAGUAAUUUACCACUGCAAAAAAACCUUAGGUUUUUAGUAGCAAUUUGUUUAAAAGUGGGAAUCCAAAGUGUAUGUCAUAACUGGAUAAUUUUUACACUUAACAUUUUACCUGACUAUGGAUGAUAAUUAAAGUAUUUAGAUAAAACCAGUAACUAUUCUUUCUCACAGGUUUGUACCAAUAAGUUUAAAACAAAACAAAACAGUAACAUGGGGCCAUAGAAAUCUGCUAGAAAAUUAAAAAUCGGUACGAUUUUUUUUUUACCCCAAAUGUUUGGAAUUUGUGGGUAUUUUUAACACCAGAUAUCACAAGCUACAAGGUGAAUGAUUUGAAAAUAUUUUCAUUUUAUGAAAUCAGUGCUGCUAGAAAACUCAAAAUCCUCAAGCCAUUCUGUGGGAAUUCAGUACUGUCUAACUGGAGGAAAGAAAUACUUUUGAAGCAAAAUAGCAAACAUUCUAACUUUCUGAAUACUUGAAAAUAAAUUUAAUAGAAUAAGCGAUCCUUCGUAUGUUUACAUAAUGUGGGUGGGACAUAUUUUGAAAUGGCCUCCAUUAAUAUAGUCUCCAUUUUCUGAUCAUGCAAAUAUAUGUGCAUACAGUUUUGAGUGCUUAUACAUGUGUAGGAAGAGGAUGGGAUUUUUUCAUUGAAUGCUUUUGGUUAAUGGGUUUUGCAGAGUCUGUCAGUUUUGUGGUGUUGUAUCCGUGCUUAAAGUGCACAUCACUGGUUUUGCCUUUAUAAAUAUAAGAUGGGGUGGUGGUUGUUGUUUUCUUAAAUUUGCCCUUGAAUAUCCAAAGUCAUGUUAUGAUUUAACUGGAUUGUUGAACCUUUCUUCGGACAUAUUUUUUAUUUGAGAUGGGUGAAAAGAGAAAAUGGAGGUGAUAAAAACAAAAAAAUUAAAAAAGAAAAAGACAUGGUAAUAAGUGUAUGCUACUGGCUUUGGCUGCCUUUAGUGUUUUUUAGCACCUCGCCUUUUCCCUUCAUUUUGUCAUCACUAAUAUACGAUGACAACUUGCUGGCUACCUCAGUUAAAUGUCAACAUGCCGAUACUACAGUAUGUGAAUCUUGCUUGAUAUUCAAGGAACUUAAAUCCUGCCUGUUAUAUGCACAUUUAAGAUGACAAAGCAAGAUAUUAUGGAGAGUCAGGUGCACAGAUCUGCACAUUGUUGCUGUUGGCAAAGCUCUCCAAGAGGUCCCACCUGCUCCUUUUAGCUGGUGGCAAUAUUGAAAAGAUGGUUGUAGGACUGAUAAAGUUAUCCUCGUACAUCGUUUGGGGCUUGGCCAUCAUGAGUCCUGUGGUCACAAAUAACUUCCUCUUUAUUUCUCAAGAGAACUGUACAGAUUAGUCAUUCUGGUAAGGGGAGUCCUUUCCUAACCUUGCUAUCCCAUUUCUUUGUUCUCCCACAGAUGUCUUCACAUUUUUACCCGUGCCACUCUUUACAGCUGGAAUGCCCUCCCUCCUCUGAUCCACAAGACACUCCCUGAAUCUCCUCAUUCAGAGCCCUCCUUAGACCCACUUCUGCCAUGAUGCCUAUGCAAAAUUAGCCAACUAAGGAGUCUGUUCAUAAACACUCUCUUUAGUAUGUGAGCUCAUGCACAAGCUGUCACUGAGUAAGUGCAUAAUCUUACUGAUGUUACUCUGUUUCCUCCCCUGCCCCUUCCUUUCCGUCUUGCCAGGCCAUGCCUAAUUUUAAGCUCUCUGGGGCCAAGGAUCUUGUCAUCUUUCUGAGUGGGAGGCACUCAGCUCACCUUUGGGUGCCAAUAGAAAUAAUACAGGCUUUGCUUCAGCAAAGCACUUAAGGAUGUGUGUGUAAGUGCUUGGCUGAAUUGGGGCUGUCUAUCCUACCUGUAAAAACUAGGCCAGUUGAUGAUAUGCUAACCCCAUCUUGUAUUUGUAGUAUGGACAUUUUAAGUAUGUAGUUUGACUGACAGUUUUCAGCGCUCUGUAUGGUUAAGGAGGCGAGUGCUGUGCUCAGCUCGGUUAUACAGGAGCAGAGGAUGCGGCCAGUAUGCUGAAUUUGCUCAUUUACUUUGCAUCCAUGCAUCCCUGCAUAGAUAUCUUCCUUGUCAAGGAGAAAAUUCUUCACCAAACCACUGAUUAUCAGUAUUUAUGGAAAGAAUGACUGGAUCACGCUGCCCUUAUUUCAGAUGAUUCUGUUGUUGUGUGGCAAUGUGUGUAUAUAGAAGCAUAUGUAUUUUUCAUGCACUCAACGCUGUGGUAUCUGAGCACCUGUAUGGAUGCUUCUGUAAUUCUUCACAGUAAAUGUAAAUUGCACUUACAAAGCAAUGCUCAACAAUCCUCCUCCUUUGACUAGAUGCAGACCUGUGUUCCACUUAGGUGUGUGCAUGCCCAGUGCACAGGAACCAGAGACUUUUGCCUAGCAGUCCCGGUAGAGGGGUGGCUCCUCCUCUGGCGAUAUAAGAUGGUGUCAAUCUGAGACACCUCAGUUCCUUCUCACUGCCAGUUGCUGGAGUCUUUGCUCCACUCCCUCUGUCUCCCUGUCCCUUUGGGUGUUGGCUGGUCCACUUUUACAAUGCUUGGGACUCAAUUACCUCCGACAGCUGAGUCCUAGAUACUAUCAGAUCGGGCAACACAAUCCAGUUCCUCUCCAUGCUCUGUUCCCACCUCUCUUUCCCCGUCCCGCCUCAGGGACCCGUCUCACAAGACACUGCUCAUCAAGUUGGUCAGCUCUCUCUUGAAGUUGGGAGUGGUGGAGAAAGUUCCACAAGAACACUGAGGCGACAGCUUUGACUCCUGGUACUUCCUGAUUCCUAAAUCCCAGGGCAGGAUGAGACCCUUUCUUGACCUUUGUGGCCUCAACAAAUUAAUCAAGUACAUGAGAUUCCGCAUUGUCACUCUAUCGGCAAUCCUCCCCACGCUGUCUCAGAAUGACUGGUUUGCUGCUCUGGACCUUCAGGGCGCUUACUUUCAGGUGGUGAUUCUGCUGGGCCACAGGAAGAUUCUGCAUUUUGUGGUAGGAGAACACCACUUUCAGUAUAUGGUUCUCCCAUUCGGCCUCUCUUCUGCCCACUGAUCUUCACCAAAUGCAUGGCGAUGGUCUUGGCAUAUUUCAGGAAGAAGGGAAUCCAGAUUUUCCUGUACCUCAACUGAUGUUCCUCAGUCUGCAAUCUCAGCCCUCCAUGACAGUCCGUGUGUGUCUGAGCCUGUUGAGCCACAUGUCCGCUUGCACGCAGGUGGUCCACUUCGCCAGGUUGCGCCUUCUCCCUCUUCUAAUGUGGUUCAGAACAGCAUACCGCCUUGAAUUCUCUGGACAGGUUGGUUCACCUUUCUUCACCAGUCCUAGAUGCCUUGUGCUAAUGGGAGUCCCCACACAGUGUGUGCCAAGGAAUCCCCUUCGCUCAGCCCUCUCGGACCAAGUCAGUGGUUACUGACACUUCCCUUCUGGGUUGGAGGGCACAUCUGGACUUGUUGAGGGUGCAGAGCCUGUGGUUGGAACAGGAAGCCUCACUCUAUAUCAAUGAGUUGGAACUUCAGGCCAUCCACAGUGCGUGUCAUGCCUUCCAAGACUGCAUCCAGACAGUCAGUGUUUCACAUACUCACCGGCAAUACCACCACAGUGUACUCUGUGAACAAGCAAGGAGGAGCACAUUCUAGGUUACUCUUCUUGGAGGUGAUCAACCUAUGUUAAUUUUGCAUCAAAGACGACAUCACCCCCGUAGCAGUCCAUUUACUGGGUAUGCAAAAUCGUCUCAUGGACCAGCUCAGCAGAGUUUUCUCCCAGAGCCACAAGUGGUCCCUGAAGGGGAGUGUUCUCUGGGUCAUCUUUGCAACAUGGGGCAUCCCUUCAAUUAACCUGUUUGCAAUGAGGGAGAACAGGAAAUGUCAACUAUUCUGCUCUUGAGAGGGCCUUAGCCUGAGAUCCCUCUCCAGCACCUUCCACUGCACCUGGCAGUUGACUCUUCUGUAUUCCGGUCAUUCCACGAGUCAUCCUCAAGCUCAAAGUGGAUCGAGCCAAGUGCAUCCUCGUUGCUCCUGCGAGACACUGCUGGUUCUCAGAUCUCCUUGCUCUGUCAAUUCAACCUCCCAUUUCACUUCCUCUCCAUCCCGACCUGCCCAUGCAGAACCACAGCCCAACCUUCCAUCCUGCAAUCAGUUCCCCGCACCUCACCGCAUGGCUGCUGCAUGGCUGAAUGGCAAGGAAGAAUGGUGCUCAGAGGCUGUCCAACAAGUCGUACUCAGCAGUCAGAAGUUCUCCACUAGGACGAUCUGCUUAGCAAAAUGGAAGAGGUUCGAUCUGGUCCAUGGCCCACGGGACCCAACCAACAGAGGCUUCCAUCCAGGACAUCUUGGAGUUACCUGCAACAUCUUCAGAAAUCAGGCCUUGUGCUCAGUUCACUGAGAGCGCAUUUGGCAGCGAUAUCAGGUUCCAUCCCCUGAUUCGAGGGAAGGUCAUUUUUCCCACUGCCACGGUGAUGAGAUUUCUGAAGGGGCAUCUCUCCUUACAUCCUCCAGUCUGAGAACCGGUUCCCUGGUGGGACCUGAACUCGGUUGUGACAGCUCUGAUGGGCCCUCCGUUUGAGCCCCUUGUGUCCUGUCUGCUGCCUCUCCUGUCUCAGAAAACAGUGUGCUUGAUAGUCAUCACUUCAGCAAGAAGGAUGUGCGAGUUGCAGGCCCUAAUGGCUGAGCUGUCUUACGCUCAGUUCUCCAAAGACAAGGUAACGCUGUGACCACACACACAGUUUUUAUUCAAGGGGGUGUCUCUGGUUUAUCUAAAUCAGGCAGUGUAUUUACCUGUUUUUUUUCCCUAAACUGCUCUCUUCCCUGGAAGAACACUGCAUCCACACUCUGGCUGUCUAGCGAUAUCUAGCCUUUUUCUAGACAGGACUAAACUUGCAUGCUUCACCUCGCCUGUUCAGGUCAUAUGGGCUGCAUGAAGGGGCAGUUGUCUCUGCAAAGACCAUCUCUAGAUGGGCAAUACCCCGUGUCAAGACUGCGUAUGAGAUAGCUUUGGUUACACACACACGCACCCCCAGCGGAUACGGGCUCACUCCAUGAGAGUGCAGGUGACUUCAGAAGUGUUCCUCAGGGACAUUUCCAUACUGGAUAUUUGCAGGGCUGCCACUUGGUCAUCCAUACCUACGUUUAGGGACCACUAUGCUAUUAUCGCCUCUUCCAGAGCGGAUGCAGGCCUUGGAAAGAUGGUCCUGCAGUCCCUAUUGCAAUAGACUCUGAGCCCCACCUCCGGAUUGAGGUACUGCGUGCGAGUCACCGAAGUGCAAUAUACACGGCUGCAUCUACUCGAAGAAGAAACGGUUACUGACUGUAACUGGUUCCUCGACAUGUGAUGCAGACAUGUAUUCCACAGCCCACCCUCCCUCAGCAUCACAGUCUCCUCUCAGGGGCUUCCAGAGCAAAGGAACUGAGGGGGUCAAGGUGCCACCACCUCAUAUAGCCAGGGGAGGGGCCACCGCCAUGAACCACAAGUACUGCCCCUCUACAGGCAAUGAUAGACAAGUCUCUGAUUCCGGUGCACCGGGCACGCACCCCUAGUGGAAUAUAUGUCUGCAUCUCAGUUUGAAGAGACACCAUUACAGGUUUGUUUGUUUUUUUUUCCCAGAACCACCACCAGUAGCCCAUCAGUAGAGGGGAGUCUUUCUGUGAAGGACACCAGCAUGAACAGAGCCCUCACCCCCAAAGAAAGGGAUGCACUGUUAACAUUAUUCACAGGGAUUUUUCUCCAAAAAAGUCCUGGGCCCACGUAGUCUAGAUAAAAAUGUGAAAGACCGACAGCAGCAAAGCACCAAUGGAAAAAAUGACAAGCUCUGAAAGAUUUUCAUAGCUUUCCAAUCAGCCAUGAACAUUAACAAGGGAACAGCCAAAACAGUAUGUCCUAGCUCCCAUAAAAUAUCCUGCAGCAUCCCCAGGCCUCACAAUGACCCUUAUCACAAGGACUGUAUGGAAUUGCCUGUUGCUGAGUUGGUUGUGACUUGCGGGAUUGAUGUCAUUGGUAACAAGGGACGGGGCUAGAAGUUGGGAUAAGAUUAUUGCCAAAGGUCUCCCAACAGCUGUUGGUGGCUAGGGUCUGCAUGCUGCACUAGAUAAAGCCUCUAAAGCAAAAACAAUUCUAAGCUGUCUGUUUUUUACUGAUAAUAAAUCACUGUUAAAACAA
Molecule: messenger RNA, 8022 nt
Organism: Malaclemys terrapin pileata
Lineage: Eukaryota; Metazoa; Chordata; Testudines; Emydidae
Gene: RNF170
Product: ring finger protein 170
Exons: 9
Coding region: 268-1038 (256 amino acids)
Molecular function (GO): ubiquitin protein ligase activity
Source: RefSeq, a predicted model, not a curated record